Messenger RNA from Fopius arisanus, 2327 nucleotides. It is a transcript of the gene tj, whose product is annotated as transcription factor MafB. NCBI's taxonomy places the organism in Eukaryota, Metazoa, Arthropoda, Insecta, Hymenoptera, Braconidae. Gene Ontology annotation, biological process: regulation of transcription by RNA polymerase II. The record is from RefSeq and is a predicted model, not a curated record. Gene Ontology annotation, cellular component: nucleus. Bases 665 to 1972 code for a protein of 435 amino acids. Gene Ontology annotation, molecular function: RNA polymerase II cis-regulatory region sequence-specific DNA binding; DNA-binding transcription factor activity, RNA polymerase II-specific. The transcript has 4 exons.
AACUCCCCUCCCACCACCGCAUUUCGACAAUAGACCCCCCCCCCAAAAAAAAAAAUAAAAUAAGGAGAAAAUUCAUUUUGUCACUGGUCCCACGUCUCCAUCCCCCUCUCACUCGCUCUCUCUCUCUCUCGCGAGAUUUUUAUCAUUGCUCUUUCACCUCCUCUUCUGGAAGCGGUGUUGUCCCCUUCCGCGCACCAUCGCCUGGAGGAUUUUAGUAGUUGAGGUGCCAAACCACCGGCAGUGACCGGCAAACCUAAUCGGCAUCAUCUCCAACGAAUUCACUCGUGCGUUUUAAUAUCUUAUCGCUCAUCCUCUGCAUCUCAUCGGUUGUGUAAUUUCUAGUGGAUAAUUUUUAUUUUCAUUUUGUCAGUGAAUUUGUUGUCAUUUAUUUUUAUUUUUUUAAUAUUAAGGCAAUUGUGAUGCUAUCCAACUAAUUGGGAUUAAACUCGAGUGGUUGUGGGAUCCGAUAGCGGCGACAAUUGUUGAAUAAUUGUUAUUAAAAACGCCAGGAACAGUGAUAGGGUGUUUGGGAGCCGGCGGUAACGCUGGCGGUGGUGGUGGCAUUUGUGAUAGUGAUAAAAAUAGUGGAGAGGAUCCACUGCGGUUUAAUACCAAUGCCACGGUAGAAUCCCCUGGGGUCCAGGUUGACGUGGACGAGGUCAAGAUGGAAGUACCUGAGGAUCAUCUCGCGAGGGAGUAUGUCCAGGAGUUUGUUCUUGAUCAUCUCGAUCCGGCCGAUGUGAAACGCGAGGUGCGAAUAGGAUCGCCAGCAGUGAUGGUAAAUGGAAAUAUAGUUAGUCAAAUGCAUCAGGGUAUGGCACUGGCACCGCUGACACCACCAGCUCAUGAAUUGGAGCAGCCCCAUCCCCUGUAUGGCCAGCCGCACAUUCAGGUGCAGCACGGGGUGCUGGUUAAAGCCCCAUCCGGUAUAUCAACCCACUUGACGACUCUAUCUCACCCGGGUACACCACCUGAUACACCACCAGUGUCGGCAUCACCUCCACCCCUUCAGCUGCAUCAUCGCAAUGAUCGCGAUUUGCGGGAUAAGGGUGGACUGCUGCUGCAAUUGCACCAGCAGCAGCCGUUAAUUGGUCAGGAUGAGAUGCAAAUUGGCACUGGGGGUAUGGGAUGGUUGACGCAGUCAUUGAGACAGGAACCACUUGAUUUGAGACCACAUUGCCCUCAGGAGCAAACACCUGAGCCGCCGCAUGAGGCAUGGUCUAGUCAUCCGCAGUUUCAAGAGCAGAUACAGCAUUUGCCGAGGCAUCUCAGGCAUGGCGGUGGUUAUAUAUCGAUGUCGGGGCAUCUCGAGUGUUAUGGACCCAAUGGCGAUCACAAUAACGGAAUGCUUCCAACGAGCAAUGGUGUCUCCUCCAGCAUGGACGAUCCCCAAGUUCGUUUCCAGGUUGCAAGACCCAUAAGUGUUUGCUCAGUAGGUUCAAUGGGUGGCAGUGGACCGAGUCCCGAUCAUCCUGCUCAUCGAACUGGCAACAGCCUCUACUCCAACUGCAAUGGCAGCAAUCCCCAGGACGAGCUCAUGGACGACGAGGUGUUGAUGUCCCUGUCGGUGCGAGAGCUCAAUAAGCGUCUCCACGGCUGCCCCAGGGAGGAGAUCGUGCGACUGAAGCAGAAGCGACGGACCCUGAAAAAUCGCGGCUACGCGCAGAAUUGUCGGAGCAAAAGACUCCAGCAGCGUCACGACCUGGAGACAACCAACAGGACAUUGAGCGCUGAAUUGCAACAAUUGCGAUUGAAUAAUGCGCAAUUGGUGCAGGAGAGGGAUAUGUACAAGCAACGGUACGAGAUGAUGAGGGCGAGGCAAAAUCAGCAACACAAUCAGAAUCAUCACUCGGCGCAACCAUCGCCACAGCAUAAUCAGGCCUCGAAUCAGCGCUCCCAUCAGGCCGCACCGAUGGCUCCACAACCACAACCCCCUGCACCAGCACCAGCUAGUCCUGAGGUCUACCUGUGACACAGACAGCGCCGAAGCGGCGCUUGUUGGACGUGAAACUCAAUCAUAAUUAUGUGAAUCAGUGAGUGAAGUGAUGAUUCCACAACAUUUUAAUCAUUUCACCCGUCAGAUCAUCUCAUUUUUCUGAUUACCAAUCUUUUAUUACUUCACUCUUCUGGCAAUGGUUUUUAUUUAUUGGUAGGGUAACGAGGAAUUUAUCAUUGGCGACAAAUCGUGCAAAUACAUCUUUAGAUGAAUUUAAAUCUUUUAGCAUUUUGUGCAAUUCACAUGUGCAAUCUAGAGAAUUAUCAUUUUUUCAAAUGAUUUUUAAUAUUAUUUUCCUUUUUUUGUUUAAUUCUGGUUUAAAUAUUUUUGG